Messenger RNA from Passer montanus (Eurasian tree sparrow), 810 nucleotides. RefSeq names its product NAD(P)(+)--arginine ADP-ribosyltransferase 2-like. The transcript has a single exon. Bases 1 to 810 code for a protein of 269 amino acids. The record is from RefSeq and is a predicted model, not a curated record. Gene Ontology annotation, molecular function: NAD+ poly-ADP-ribosyltransferase activity; NAD+-protein-arginine ADP-ribosyltransferase activity. Lineage: Eukaryota; Metazoa; Chordata; Aves; Passeriformes; Passeridae.
AUGGCCCUCCUGGCUCACACUGUGGCACUGCUGGCAAUGACUGUGGCCACGGUGGCCCUCAAGGUGGUUCCCCUGGACAUGGCCCGGGACUCCUUCGAUGACCAGUAUCGGGGCUGUGGCCAUGCCAUGACCACGGCGUUGCCGUCUCUGUACUACUUUGAGUCCCAGGUGAAUCCUCUCUUUGCCCAGACAUGGGUGAAGGCCGAGGCUGAGUGGCGCAAGAGGGGCUCCCCUGUCUCCCCUCUGGUGUCUCCAGCCCAGGCCAUCGCUCUCAUGGCCUACACAACGAAGGACAUUUACAAGGACUUCAACACGGCUGUGCGCGCGGCUGGGCGCUCCCACCAGGAAUAUCGGAACAACUUCCACUUCAAAACGCUGCAUUUCCUGCUGCUCUGGGAGUGUUUCCUAUACCGGGACAACUUCCACUUCAAAACGAUGCAUUUCCUGCUGACCGAUGCCGUGGUGACACUGAGGCACGCUCAGAACAGGCAGUGUCGCCACGUCUUCCGGGGUGUUCGUGAGGUUCAUUUCAAGACGCAGCCUGGCCAGAGGGUCCGCUUUGGUCAAUUCACAUCGACGUCACUGAGCAAAGAGAUCGCCCAGAAAUACGGAACAGACACCAUAUUCGAGGUUCACACGUGCCACGGCGUGGAUAUCCAGGCUUUUUCCUACGAUCCUAGCAACCGUGAGGUGUUGAUCCCACCCUUUGAGACCUUCAAGGUCACCAAAGUCACGCGGAACGGGAAGAAGACAAGGAUCAGUCUCCGCUCCACUGGGACCUUCAGCAAAUACAGCUGCGCGUGGCUGUGA